Aphanomyces invadans is the source of this 783-nucleotide messenger RNA. RefSeq lists its product as hypothetical. Gene Ontology annotation, molecular function: protein binding. The record is from RefSeq and is a predicted model, not a curated record. The transcript has 7 exons. Bases 1 to 783 code for a protein of 260 amino acids. Lineage: Eukaryota; Oomycota; Saprolegniomycetes; Saprolegniales; Verrucalvaceae.
AUGCCCUCCACCAACGCGAGCUCGAUUCGAGCCCCCUCGUCCGAUCACAUCGAUGUCUCGUUCCAGUCGAUUCAGUCCAUCCAAGGCAACUGGACCCUGCUCAGUCCAAUCACGCCCAUGACAUUAAACUUGAGCCACAAUGCCCUGCCGUCAAUUGGCAGCGGGGGAAUUCUGCGGUUGCCAUCCUCCAUAACAACGUUAGACUUGAGCUACAAUAUGCUAGAGACCUUGGACAGCGUCGACUGGGGCCACUUUGCCAACCUCUCGACUCUCAUCCUCAAGGGCAACCAGAUCCGUUCGAUGAAGGCGCCACUGUUCCCACGCUCGCUGGUUCAGUUAGAUCUAUCGGACAACCCCCUCGUGGACGUCGAGCUCAGUCGUGAUACCUACCUUCAACUGACCAACGUGACUGUCUUGAUGCGCACGACAAGGCAAGUCGGCGAUGGAACGUUCCCCAAGCGAAUUUGUCCAGGGUCUGACCUCCGUUUUCUCGGCUCGAAUUGCGUCUGCGUCGUGGCCCCACCGUCGACUCCACACCCCGUCGUCGAAUGGCUGAGCAAGUACGGCGUGCUUGUCUUGGGCGCAACAAUUGUAGUGUUCUUCGCGGUCAAGCGCGGCAACGACAUAGCCCCUGCCCAUCUCGUUCGCGACACCUUUAUGGAAUCAAGUUGCGACGAAUCGACGACCUUUCAUUUCGUCGGGAUGUCUGCAGUCACAGACUUUGCCGACAACAGGACGUCCAGUCAACCAAGUCACAGCUUGCAGUAUGUAGCAGCACCUUAA